AUGGCCGAGCUCCCAACCUUCGAGCACACGCCCGUCGACGAUAUCCCCGCGAUUGCCGCACGAGUGCGCUCCAGCUUCCUCUCGCACAAGACGCGCCCGCUCGAAUUCCGCAUCCAGCAAUUGCGCAAGCUCUACUGGGCGCUCAAGGACAAUGAGGCCCUCGUCACCGAGGCGUGCAAGCGCGAUCUCGGCAAGUCGUCGUUUGAGACGUACUUGGUCGAGAUCUCGUGGUGCAUGAAUGACUGCGUGUGGAUGGCCAACAACAUACCACGCUUCGCAAAGGACGAGAAGCCCGCAGACAUUGCUCUGUCAAACCAGCUGAUGGGCCCGCGCAUCAGAAAGGACCCUCUCGGCACGGCGCUGAUCAUUGGUGCUUAUAAUGUCCCAUUUCGACUGUCCCUCGGCCCCCUCAUUGGAGCCAUCGCUGCCGGUUGUACUGCCAUUCUGAAGCCAUCCGAGUCUGCGCCUCAUGCAGCGGUUGUACUUGCGAAGAUCGUGGCUGAGCUUGAUCCCUCAUGCUACACAGUCGUCCAAGGUGCCAUCCCCGAGACGACAACGCUGCUUGAUCAGAAAUGGGACAAGAUCUUCUACACAGGCUCCGAGACUGUCGGCGUUAUCAUCGCGAAGAAGGCAGCCCAGACCCUUACACCGCUGACGCUUGAGCUGGGAGGCAAGAAUCCCGCCAUUAUCACUAGAAACGCAAAUAUCACACUGGCUGCGAGGAGGCUUUUGUGGGCAAAGACGCUAAACGCUGGUCAGAUCUGCCUUAGCCAAAACUGCACUUUCAUCGAUCGUGAGGUUGUGCCAGCCUUUAUACAAGAGUUGAAGAAUACGCUCAACGAGUUUUAUCCAGGUGGCGCUCGCCAAUCUCCCGAUUACGGGCGCAUCGUGAAUCAGAAGCAGUUCCAGCGCUUGAAGCAGAUGCUAGACACAAGCAGCGGCAAGAUUGUUGUCGGUGGCACCAUGGAUGAGAGCGAUCUAUUCAUCGAGCCCACAGUCGUCGAGGUCAACGACAUCAACGACAGCCUAGUCAGCAACGAAAGUUUUGGCCCGCUGCUGCCCAUCUUCCCCGUCACCGACCUGGACGAGGCUAUCAAGAUCGCAAACGAGGUAGACGACACGCCGCUUGGCACCUACGCCUUCGGAAACAAGAAGGAGAUGGAGCAAAUUCUUAGCCAAACCCGCUCCGGUGGCGCUUCCCUCAACGACGGCUUCUUUCACGGCUCCGUCCCCAACUUGCCCUUUGGCGGCAUCGGAUCCUCCGGCCAGGGCGCCUACCAUGGCAAAGCUUCCUUUGAAGCCUUUACCCAUCGUCGCUCUAUUACUACAACACCAGCCUGGAUUGACCGCAUGCUCGAUGUCCGCUACCCACCGUAUUCGCUGAAGAAAAAGCAGAAGUUUGCCAAUAUGAGCGAGAUCAAGCCCAACUUUGAUCGCCAGGGGAAGACGCUGGGCUGGGGAAGUUGGUUCCUGGGCCUGCUAGGCUUGAAGGGUUUGGCUGUUCUUGUCGCUGCCAUUGGCAUUAGGCAAUAUUUGCAGCGACGUGCCAAGUUGUAG
This is a messenger RNA of Cucurbitaria berberidis CBS 394.84, 1557 nucleotides long. Its product is annotated as aldehyde dehydrogenase. Gene Ontology annotation, molecular function: aldehyde dehydrogenase (NAD+) activity. NCBI's taxonomy places the organism in Eukaryota, Fungi, Ascomycota, Dothideomycetes, Pleosporales, Cucurbitariaceae. Gene Ontology annotation, biological process: aldehyde metabolic process. Bases 1 to 1557 code for a protein of 518 amino acids. The record is from RefSeq and is a predicted model, not a curated record. The transcript is spliced from 2 exons. Gene Ontology annotation, cellular component: cytoplasm.